Schistocerca nitens (vagrant locust) is the source of this 471-nucleotide messenger RNA. Its product is annotated as slit homolog 2 protein-like. Gene Ontology annotation, molecular function: protein binding. The transcript has 5 exons. Lineage: Eukaryota; Metazoa; Arthropoda; Insecta; Orthoptera; Acrididae. The record is from RefSeq and is a predicted model, not a curated record. Bases 1 to 471 code for a protein of 156 amino acids.
AUGAUCGGUGGCAUCUUCGUGGCCUGCGCUGAUUUGAACGGCUACUCGUUCGUGAACGAGAUGGUGGGCAACGCGAGUGGUGCUGCGGUUGUCCUGGUGGCGGAAGGCGAGGACGAGGAAGAAGAAAAGGAGGAAUCUUGCGAGGUGACAGGCGCGCGGGCCGCCUGCUGGUGCCUCGGCUCCGCGCUGCGCUGCGCUGGCGUGGGGCUGUCCGCCGUGCCCACCGGCUUGUCACCAGACCUCACACACAUGAACCUGGAUGACAAUGGUCUCGAGUUUCUUCCACCUGGACUAUUCGACGGGCAGACACAACUGGAAAGAUUGUACCUGUCGGACAACGCGCUGCGGGGCGACAGCGUGCCGCAGCUGUCGCAGCUGUCCUCGCUGCUGUGGCUCUUCCUGGACGGCAACCGCCUACACCACGUUCGCCUGCAGCACUUGGCCGGCCUGCGCAGCCUCGUCUGGUUGUAA